Guyanagaster necrorhizus is the source of this 722-nucleotide messenger RNA. RefSeq lists its product as uncharacterized. The coding region runs from base 221 to 574 and encodes 117 amino acids. Gene Ontology annotation, biological process: dephosphorylation. The record is from RefSeq and is a predicted model, not a curated record. Lineage: Eukaryota; Fungi; Basidiomycota; Agaricomycetes; Agaricales; Physalacriaceae. The transcript has 2 exons.
CCUGAUCAGGCUCCGUCUGUCGCCUUUUCUUCAUCCAUUCAAUCAUCUUCCACGCUACUAUUGGCGACGCAGGGCCUGAGCAAGUCAGGUCUCCAGCUGGUAAAUGCAGUGAUGUUGAUGCCAACGAAUGCAACGAGGCCAAGGACUCGGAUAAUGAUCCAAAGAAUUCGGACCCGCAGCCAAUGGAAGAGAUUGUAGAAGGGCAAAUAUACCUUAGAACAUGCGUCAUUAUUCACAUUGCCGUGCCAUGAUCUUCAAUUGCCCUCCAAGUCUUAAUGAACCCAUGUCCGAAAGCCUGCGUCAAAAGCAUCGCAUCACGCACAUGCUUACUCUUUCCAACACCUAUUUCCAAACUGAACAUCGCCAUGAUCUAGUUCUUGUCGUACGUCAAGACGGUAAUGAGGACUUCUAUUCUUACUUCUAUGAGGCGGUUGACUAUCUUCAUAGCGUAUUAAUGAGGCAGGGAAAGGUGCUUAUGCAUUGUAUCCUGGAGAUCUCGAGAGGCACCAUCAGUGUGGCGGCAUAUCUCUCAAAAACCGGGAGAACCAACUUUUCCAAAAGAGUCAAAACCUGAUUUGGCCAUGGACGUAGCAGCUCAAAGAGCGGGAAAGAGGGAUGAUAUCAAGACAGCUGAUCGUUGUUCUCGUCGUUCCUCAUUGUGUUGAUUCAAAAUUUCGAACGAGGCGCUCUACCGCGCCAUGGCACACAUAAGUAAACGCAAG